AUGUCUGCCAGAGAAUAUCCUAAAGUGUGGAGUCAUUUUGAGCGAAUUGUUGAAGAUGGCAGGAUGUUAAAAUUUGAAAUAGAAGACAUACCGGAAAGUAUGUGGAGUACCGCAGUCGAGUUUAUGUUGGGAAACUACAUCCGUGAGGACGUGUGGUGGAAGUCUGCAGGCACAGCGCAGGAUUUGGAUGCCGUACAAGAAUACCGCGUGCUUCUGACAUCGAUCAUUAGGCAGAAAAUGAGCGUAGCGUGCUUCCUCGCCGAGGGAGACGGUUCAGGACGCACGCUCGUCGCCGUCAACAUGUGCUUGCCGCAGGAAAAGGGACGCUUCGUUGAACACAGGCCGCCGAAGUCUAAAGCGGGUUUAUUAUCGCUGCGAAUGUUCGCCGAGGCUAUGAAAGUGACAGCGAUUUAUGAUAAAUACAACAUAAACGCGUACCUCAUGGGAGCAGGUCUAUCUGUCGCCACUGAGUACAGGGGCCUGGGCAUAGCCGUUGAACUGCUGAAGGCAAGAAUAAAUCUGUCAAAGGGUUUGGGUUUUCGUGCAACAGGCGGCAUAUUUACAAGUGCAAAAGCACAAAAAGCAGCGGAAAAAGCCGGAAUGGAGUGUUUGUACCACAUACCAUACAAGAAGUUCGGAAAACGUUGUAAUAUCGUGUUUGAUUCAGAUGCCGAGGAUCUGAAGAUAUUUGCUGUCCGUACUGAAUAAACAGAUGAACAUCGACUACAGUUUUUGUAAGCAAAAUUAAUAUUCAGAUUAUUGGGAUUUGAAAACACACAAAAACCUGUAAUUGCAAAUGUCUGAAAUAUGACUUAUUAUUAUUUUAAUGUUUAAGUUAUUUAUUUCU
This is a messenger RNA of Trichoplusia ni (cabbage looper), 847 nucleotides long. RefSeq lists its product as uncharacterized. Gene Ontology annotation, molecular function: N-acetyltransferase activity. The transcript has 4 exons. Lineage: Eukaryota; Metazoa; Arthropoda; Insecta; Lepidoptera; Noctuidae. The record is from RefSeq and is a predicted model, not a curated record. The coding region runs from base 1 to 708 and encodes 235 amino acids.